AUGAGCUCCCUCCUCAACUCCUUCUCGGAGGGAGCAAAGGCUGCGCAGGAGCGGGCCAAGGAGCUCGCAAAGCAGGCCGAGAAGGCUGCCUCCGAGGCGUCCAAGAAGGUCGAGUCGGCCAGCGCGGCUGCGUACGCGAGCGCUGCUGGAGUCGCCGGAUCGCCUGCGCCGGCCGCCGGCAAGGUCGGCAAGCGGACGCUCGAAUCGCUCGGCAAGGAGGAGCUCCUCCUGCUCAUCCAGCGCGAGAUGGAGUCGGGCAAAAAGCACAAGGCCGCGGCUGAAAAGAGCGCCGCAGCGGCAAAGGACGCCGUCUCCGCAGCGGCGGCCGUCAAGGGCGCAGCGAUCGCGCUCGCGCCAGCGUCGGAGCAGGCGCGGCUGCGGCCGCUGUGGGGCGAGGCCCUCGCCACCGCACUCGCGGACCUCGAGCCGGCGGCGCAGGCCGGCGGCGGGGAAGACGCCGCGGCGGCGCAGGCGGCUGCGGUGGCGCAGGCGGUGGCGCAGGCGAGGGAGGAGGCGGCAGCGGAGGGGUCGAAGGCGGCGGCGGCGGCGGCGGCGGAGGUGCAGGCCGCCAAGGCCGCCGCCUCCGCCGCCGAAUCCUCCGCCGCCGAAGCGUCUGCCGCUGCGGCUGCGGCGACCGCGAGAGCAGAGGCGGCAGAGGCGGAGGCUGGCUCGCUCAGAGCGGCGCUCGAGGAGAGGGCGGGGGUUGGGAAGGAGGCGCAGGCGGCGCUGGAGGCGGAGGUCGGGCGGCUCAAGGGGCAGCUCUCCGCGGCCGGCGAGGCGGCGCGGCGCGAGGCGGCGGCGGCGGGCGAGGCGGCCGCAGCGCUUCGGCGCGAGGCGAGGGCGCAGCGGGACCAGGCCGCCGCCGCCGCCUCCACGGCCGAGGAGGCCAAGGCUGCGCUCGGCGAGCGGGCGGCGCGCGCAGAGGCGGACAGCGCGAGUGCGGUUGGCGAGGCGCGGGCGCGGGCGGAGGCGGCGGAGCGCGCGGCGGCCGCGCACGGAGAGGAGGCGGCCAAGGCGCGCGCGGAGCGGGACGCGGCGCAGCAGGCCCUCGCGUCGGGGAGCAGCGCCGAGGGCGAGGCGCACGCUGCCGCGUUGGCAGAGGCGGAGGCGACACGGGCGAGGCUGCAGGCGGCGCUGGACGCGGCGUCGGAGGUUGCGGUGCAGCUGCCCGCCGCCAAGAGCGAGGCCGCGGCCGCGGCCGAGCGGGCUGGCGCGUUGCGCGGUGAGCUCGACGCGGCGAGAGCGGACGUCACGGCGGCGCGCGAGCAGCUGGCCGCCAGCGAGCGCAAGUUGGCCGACGAGCGUUCGCGCGCCGACAGCCUCGAGGCGGACGCCGGUCGCCAGCCAAGCAGAGCGUCGCCAACGCGCGCACCAACCGCCGCCGAGGAGCUCGUGGCGGCGGCGGAGGCGGCGGAGGCGCGCGAGGCGGAGCUGCGGUCGGCGGCUGCGGCGGAGGAGGCGCGCCUCGGCGCUCUCGUGGCCGAGGCGGAGGCGCGGGCGGCGGAGCUGGCCGAGGUUGCUGAGGGAGCGGCGGCGGAGGCGGCCGCCGCGGUGCAGCGCGCAGAGGCGUCCGAUGCGGCGCUGGAGGAGGAGCGGUUGCGCCGGCGCGAGUACGAGGAGGGUGAUGGCUUCGGCGACUUCGCCGACAGCGGCGACGGCGGAGGCGACGGCGGCGGUGGCGGCGGCGGCAGCGGCGGCAGCGACGCGGCGGCGCUCGAGGCGGCGUUGGUGGCGAACCGGCAGUGGCUGGAGGCUCAGCAGGGCCAGCUGAGGCAGGCGGGCGAGGCGCUGCGGCGGCGUCAGGAGGCGAUCGAGGAGCGGGCGGCGGCGGCGGCGGCGGCGGCCGAGACGGCGGCCGCGACAGAGGAGGCGCUAGCUGUUUGGGAGGCCGCCGCACACGCCGCGGCCGCACCCAAGCGAAAGGCUCCGGAGGCGGGCGAGGGCGCGGCGGACGCGAACGACGAGGGACACAACGGCGGCGGGCGGUCAGCGGCGGAGGCGUUCGCGCCUCGAGCGCUUCGUAUGGCGGUCGCGCUGGAGUGCCUCGCCCUGGAGGCGACCCUCUCUCUCGAGCUGCAGCGGACGGAGGUUGCGAUCGAGGUGCUCGAGGCGGAGCGAGGCAUGCCGCACGGCAGCGCGCUGCGGUCGACCUUCAACCCCUUCUCCGCCUCGGCGCUGCAAAGCGGCGGCGGCGACGCGGGCGCGGCGAGCGAGGGCGAGCUGCGGGCGGCGCUGCAGCGCGCCGAGGCGGAGAGGGAGCGGGCACUGGCCGCUGCACGCGCCGACUCGCGGCGCGACCUGCUGCGCGACGUGCUGCUCGCCAAGCACCGCUUCCGCUCCAUGCUCGUCUCAAAGGACGCGGAGCUGCGGCGGGCGCCGCCUCCCCUGAGCCCGCUGCCUUCGUGGGCGGCGCCGCUGAGCCCGCAGCCGAGCCUGGAAAUGGGGCUCGACGCGGCGGCGCCCCUCGCGCCCCCCCUCGUCGCCAACGGUGGCGGCGGCUCCUCUGGCAGCCUCGCCAGCGGCGAUGCGGCGGCGGAGGGCGGCGCGGCGCCCGACGGUGGCGCCGACGCCGCCCGUCUGCUGGCGACGGCGCGGCAGCAGGCGAUCGCGUCGCGCGAGCUCGAGCGUUGGAAGGGGCGCGCGGCCUCACUCGAGGCGCGCCUCCGCGGCGCGACAGAGGCGCGGCGGCAGUGGGCGAUGAAGGAGGCGGAGCUGGCCGAGGAGAAUGCGGCGCAGGCGCGGCUGCUUCACGCGCAGGAGCGGCUGCACACAAACACGCAGUACUUGCGCAACGCGAUCAUCGCGGCGGCCGAGCGCGGGCCGGACGGGCUGGUGGCGGCGCUGCCCGUCAUCGGCUCUUUCCUCGAGUUUUCUCCCGAGGAGCUGCGCCGGAUCGAGCUCGGCCAGACCGCCGCCACGCCGUCGACGUCCAACUUGUGGGGCCUUCUCGAGACGCCCGCCGCCACCCGCGCCGCCUCCUCCGCCCUCGGAGCCGACACGGGGACCGCCUUCGCGCGCACAGAGCCGGCGGCCAAGGCGUUGGGCGGGGAGGACGGCGCGGACGGGAGCAGCGACGUGCCGGAGACGGCCGACACCGCCGACACGGCCGGAGGCGGCCCGCCCGCCGCCGCGACGCGGGCGGCGGCGCCGCCGAACGGGGCGGCGCCCAACGGGGCGGGCGCCACUGGGGAGGAGAAGGUGCCGACGAGUCGUGUGACGCGGAUGAAGCGGCUGCUCGUCGAGGCGGAGCGGCAGCUCGCCCUCGCGAAGAGCACGAUUGCGGAGCGCGAGGCGGAGAUCUCGCGGCUCAACGCCGCCGCGGCGAGCAGGCGGAUCAUAUGA
This is a messenger RNA of Emiliania huxleyi CCMP1516, 3342 nucleotides long. RefSeq lists its product as hypothetical. Bases 1 to 3342 code for a protein of 1113 amino acids. Lineage: Eukaryota; Haptophyta; Isochrysidales; Noelaerhabdaceae. The transcript has 12 exons. The record is from RefSeq and is a predicted model, not a curated record.